AUGGCAGGACGCACUGUUUCCAGCGGCGACGUCGGGCGCCGCAGUGCGGCAGUGCAGCGUCUGAUCGAUAGCGCUGAUCAGUCUCUUAGCCUUCUAGCCUCUUUUGGCGAUUCCUCGGUACCGAUGUUACCGCGGCCGUCGGGAUUUGGCGCUAACAGUGCAAAAUCACAAAGCACCGAUAACUACGACACCUCGUCCGUCUCGAAUGUUCCAGGCCGGUCUAGACUCGAUGAUCACAUGAAACUUACAAAAAAUCGACUGGCUUCUUUCGCAGAUGAGGAUGAGCGCUUGCUGGAGCCUGUAGUCAGGACAUCGGUGCGUUCGGGGCUGCUGCACGUAAAAGGGGUCUUCCCAGAUCAAUCGACAGAGUUUGUGGACGUGGAACCCCAUCUCACUACCAUUGGAGAUCUUAAGCGCGCACUUUGCGACAAGCGUAAUUCUGCACGUGCUUUAGGCAUUGUAGCAGAGGACGCCCGCAUCAUGUUCGGCGGACGUUUGGUUGAGGACGCGUGGCUCAUGGUAGAUUGCGGUUUGAACUUUGAAGGAGGAAUUCACAUUGUACGAGCAAUGGCCACGGAAAAAACAUUUUCGAGCAGAGAGAAUGCCGAAGUUCCUGUUAGAAAGGUGCAGCGUGCGGAUCCGAAGCUUUCUAUUUCAUCUAUUUCGUCAGUGUAUGCGGCGUCACAAGGGUCAUUGGUGGUGGACCCAUUAGCGUCAUCUAAUGACCAAGAAAUGGACCAGCAAGCGAGCUACAGUCAGGCUCUGUCACUUAGUACAAUCUCGUCAGUCAAAGGAGAUUUGUUUUCGCGCCAUGUGCGUCCAGAAGAAAUUAUGUUUGCCGAAAUGGUAGAGGACUUUUAUGAACACUUAAAUGACGUAAACGACUCGGAUCUGUAUUGUGAAAGGCUGCUGAGUGGGUACAUAUCCGCGUUGCAAAACCGCCUGGAAAAGCUGGAGGCGUCAAUAGCAGGUAGCUAUGACAUGCGCGGAGCGCCGACGCAAGCGCGAAAGCGACUACAGAGUGAUAUGAAGGAGCUGCGGGACGAGCGCAACACGUGGCGACUGCUAUUUGAGCUGCGACGGGUGUGUCAUUUGACGAAAGGGAUAGCAGAAUGUGGGGACAGUAUUAUAAGUACAGAGACGAACGAGCUGCGAUUUGAAAUGCUGGAAGACGACGCUGUGCGUCUGCUAGAAACUCGCAGUGAAACAUUUCGGAUUCAAAGAGCAGUAAAGAUGUGGCUUGAGAGUAUGGCGCUUGAGAAGACAGUCAAUCUGGGCGGGAAGCGUGGUACCAGCGGGUCGCGCACGCUUCGAAUGUUAAAGAGACAGGAAUUAAAAAAAAACGUCGUUUAUAUGGAUCCUGAUGCGGUGGUGCGGGACGGAGAUGCUCAAGUUUCGCAAGAUGACUUGGAGGAUGAAGCAGAAUUAAUGAAAGCGCUCUGGCUUUAUGUCCGAGCUGGACGAAUGGAUGAUGCAGUUGACUUGUGCAUCCGUUUGGGUCAGUCCUGGAGAGCAGCGAGCUUAUCAGGAGGUCAUCCUGUUGGUGCCAGCGAAUCUAAUGAGCGCAGAAAUCUGUCGUUGGAGAGAUGGGGAAACCCUCUUCGCGCCCUUUGGAAAUCAAUGUGCUGGCUUUUAUCAGAGCAAGGUUGUAGUGAUAAACUUUCGAAGAGCAGCAGUCUGCUUGCAAAAAGUUAUGAAGAGCUAAUUUAUUCAGCAUUAAGUGGCAACAUUCACGUAAUUACAAAAAGCUCGCUAUGCGAGAAUUGGGAGGAUCACUGCUGGGCUUACUUGCAGGGCAUCACAGAGCAGCAAAUUGACGAAGUUUUAUACAACUUGCUAAAGGUAAAGACACAGUCGACGAAAUUGGUCGUUGGGAACAAUACGCAUUACAUACGCCAUUAUUCGAACUUGCUGGACAAGACGAGAUAUCUCAAACGCUACCAGGUCGACCUUGACACAUUGUUUGAAGAGCUGCGUGGAAGCCAGAACGAAAGUGUGCGGCUACAGGCUCAGGAGCCGCAUCGUCUGAUUCAAGCCGAUUUGGUCACUGCUAAAUUUCAAUUUAUUGUGUCAAGUAUUUUUGACGCUGUCCUCUUUCAACCAGACGAUACCUCGUACCACUGGGAUCUGCAGCUGAAUCAAACUUUACAAUGCGACAAAACCUCGUCACUCUUCAUGCGCUUUGCUGCCCACUUCAUUCUCUUUGCCAGCUUUACGGGGGAGCACUUUGACGAGCAGGCGGGUCAUAUGAUUGUAAAGUUGUACAUUCGACAUCUAGUUAAACACCGUCAGCUGCAGCUCGUGCCAGUCUACGCGUCUCGGCUCCCUACAGUCGGUGCGAUCGAAAUCUAUGUACAGAUGCUAAUUACUGUCGAAGAUACGCUAGAACGUGAGCUUUGCGCGAAGAGAAUUUUGAGUUAUGCGGGGAUGGACGUUUUGUCGACCGUGUUGCAAGCCGUUGUUGAACGACUAAGCGAAGAGUACAAGGUGAUAGCCCAGACUCAACAUGAGAUGAAGAAUGGGUCGUUGUCGUUUGACGUACCCUCGACGGAAGUUGACAGAAAGCGUAUACGAUCGAUUGAGUUUUUAUGCUUCUACCCUCAACAUCGUGCUGAGGCGUUGAUUCGUGCUAAUUUUCUCACGCGGCAAUUUAUACGUGAAGGCAAGUUUGCUGCCGUAAAAGUACUUGUUGAGGAGAGCAUGCCGGAGGAUUCAGUUGGCAUCCUCGACAUGAACCGCGAAUCUCAAUUGUUGCGUGGGAGUGGCGAAAUAGAGCGAGCCGUGCGCGAGUUCCUUUGCUGGCGCGCAUACAUUCAGGCUUGUGUGCAGUACGAAUUAUGGAGAAACUGCACUAAUACUCCUGCGAUGGCAUUGUAUAGCGAGGAGAAGGAAUAUCUGGCAAAUCUCAUGUUUCACGUAUCAAGAUCAGCUGCAGCAAUGCUAGAAGUCUUGCACUUUGAAAAUGGGUGGCUUUUGGGCUGCUCUAAGGAAGCUACAGAGGAUCUUUCUCUACGCGAGCGCUGCUUGCCGACGUUAGUUUUUAAUCUACACUUUAUUCAGCUUGAAUCAGCAAAGAUAGUGAUGCGGUUAAACCAUUUUCCAGAAGAUGCCAAGACGGAGCUUGCCCGCCCGCUUUUAGAAAAGUCGAUUGAGGUCGCGGAUGUCGUAGCGGACGAGCACUAUGGGGUGUAUCACACCUUGGACCAGGACCAAUGCCGAGAUUUGCUUCACGGCUUCCGUGAAAGUGCCGUGUCGCUGGCCUUUGUUGAUAGCUUGCAGCUGCAUUUCGAGUCAACUCAGGAAUAA
Molecule: messenger RNA, 3306 nt
Organism: Plasmopara halstedii
Lineage: Eukaryota; Oomycota; Peronosporomycetes; Peronosporales; Peronosporaceae
Product: nuclear pore complex protein nup107 isoform x1
Exons: 1
Coding region: 1-3306 (1101 amino acids)
Biological process (GO): regulation of DNA-templated transcription; post-transcriptional tethering of RNA polymerase II gene DNA at nuclear periphery; mRNA export from nucleus
Cellular component (GO): nuclear pore outer ring; nuclear pore
Molecular function (GO): structural constituent of nuclear pore; protein binding
Source: RefSeq, a predicted model, not a curated record